AUGGCUUUGCAGAGCCUUGUGGAGCGAAUCAAAGGCGAGUUGCAUGCGGUACAGCUUGUGAGCCCACUUGCGCGACACGAAAUCCAGGCAGCCUGUCCCAAUAAUCCAAUUCGCACUAGCACUACCACACCUCCCGUCAUAAUUAUAAUUCCUCCAGGAGGAUAUCCGUAUCCACCAAUCAGAUAUUUCGGCUAUUAUAUUCCACCAUAUUACCCAUAUCCAGGAUAUCAGCCACCCUAUUAUAGUAAGUUUACUGACUUAUCACUUCCAUCCGGCAAACCAAAUUACUCGUAG
Molecule: messenger RNA, 294 nt
Organism: Cylicostephanus goldi
Lineage: Eukaryota; Metazoa; Nematoda; Chromadorea; Rhabditida; Strongylidae
Source: the annotation of a GenBank genome assembly